This is a messenger RNA of Paraglomus brasilianum, 699 nucleotides long. The record is from the annotation of a GenBank genome assembly. NCBI's taxonomy places the organism in Eukaryota, Fungi, Glomeromycota, Glomeromycetes, Paraglomerales, Paraglomeraceae.
AUGUCUGUAAAGGACGACGAUGAUCCACAUACCAGCCAAAUAGAAAUACAAAUUACAUCUAUUGAAGCUACUCACAGUCAGUCCAUACCCCCAACACCCCCAACUCGCCUUCCCGAUACCCUAUCCCCUGCGACCAACGUUCUAUCAUGGUCAACAGGAUCAUCGUCGGGUGAAGAACCAGUACAAUAUGAGGAGUUGAUGCCGCCGGCAAAUUUUAAUAUGGUCUCAACAUGGGUUUAUCGAAGUAGUUUUCCAAAAAAGAAGAAUUUCGCGUUUCUGAAAAAGUUGGGAUUAAAAAGCAUAUUAACUCUGAUAAUGGAAGAAUAUCCGGAACAGAAUAUGAAAUUUCUCGAAGCAAAUAAUAUCCAUUUAUUCCAAUUUAGAAUAGCUGGGAACAAGGAACCAUUUGUUCAGAUUCCUGAAGAUAAAAUAUGUGCAGCUCUAGCAGUUAUUUUAGACAGAAGAAACCAUCCGAUAUUGAUUCAUUGCAAUAAAGGAAAACAUCGAACCGGUUGUUUAAUUGGAUGUUUACGUAAAUUACAGCGAUGGUCUCACACUUCAAUAUUUGACGAAUAUCGCCGAUUCUCUCAUCCCAAGUCGCGGUCCAUGGAUCAGCAAUUCAUAGAGCUAUUUGAUGCAAGUCAAGUAUGGCGAUUAGUAGAUAAGCAGUGGGUGCCCAAGUGGGAAAGUAUCAAGUGA